Molecule: messenger RNA, 1751 nt
Organism: Lytechinus variegatus (green sea urchin)
Lineage: Eukaryota; Metazoa; Echinodermata; Echinoidea; Temnopleuroida; Toxopneustidae
Product: bis(5'-nucleosyl)-tetraphosphatase [asymmetrical]-like
Exons: 2
Coding region: 49-471 (140 amino acids)
Biological process (GO): AMP biosynthetic process; ATP biosynthetic process
Molecular function (GO): bis(5'-nucleosyl)-tetraphosphatase (asymmetrical) activity
Source: RefSeq, a predicted model, not a curated record
AAAGCGCUGACGAAAUUUUAAACGGCAGCGAACGGGUUGAAAGCCGAAAUGAAUUCUGAAGUGCUACGAGCAGGAGGGCUUAUCAUUUUCAGAAGAAUCGAGUUAGGAAUCCAAUACUUGUUACUCCAAACUUCGUAUGGGGUACAUCAUUGGACCCCUCCAAAAGGUCAUCUUGACCCGGGUGAGGAUUACCGCACUGCAGCACUAAGAGAGACAGAGGAAGAAGCAGGCUAUACCAGCAAUCAACUCACAGUUACAGACUUUAAGAGCACGCUCAAUUAUAUUGUCAAGAAUAGACCAAAGGAGGUCGUUUAUUGGCUUGCUGAGCUGAAGGAUCCAACGGAUGGUGUGAAAUUGUCAAAUGAGCAUCAAGAUUUCAAGUGGUGCAACCUUGAAGAGGCCUGUCACCUCUCGGGAUACAGUGACAUGGAAAAGGUUUUACGAGAUGCUGAUAAUUAUCUCCAUAGCUGAUGUACAAGGAUAGAUUAUCCAGAUCAUUAUGGGGAAUUAGACAUUGAAUAUAAUAUUGAAUUAUAACUACGCUUCAUCAAUUCAGGGAUCCGGACAAGCUCAUGGGACCAUAAUACACUAUAAUGUAAAGAGAUGUACUGUACGUAAUAUGAAUACAAGCAUAGGCGAGGAAAUUUGUCUCACAACGUCAAAGUUUUUUUUUAUUGAGAGUUGCGGAGCUUUUUUCAACCACUGAGCUAAACGAUCCACAGGAUGGUGUGAAAUUGUAAAAUGAGCACCAAGAUUUCAAGUGGUGCAACCGGGAAGAAGCCUGUCUGUCGCCUCUCAGGAUAAAUGAUGUAAACAUUGUUUGAACCUUUUUUUUUACGUGGUUUUCCAGGUUCCAUGCAAUUCUGCUUAAUUAAAAUAUUCAUUCUAUUGUUAAUGCAAGCAAUAUAUUUAUGUGGUUUGAUAAAAUUGAAAAAUGUAUGAUACGUUUAAUCAAGUAUGCUACCCUCAGAUAGUCUUGAAGACAUAUGUAGGCUACCAUUGAUUUGACUUUGAGCUGCCAGGUCACAAUUUUCACAUAUAUGUCUGAUAUGUGUUGCGUAAAAUUUAAGCCCAGAAAAAAGAUUGUCCUAAAAUCACUAUUUAGUGCUUCAGAAAAGUGAAGUAUAAAAGUGACCAAAACACCAUCUUAAUUAUGAUGAUUAUUUUGGACUUUGUCUUAUGCCAUUACAGGAAUUUAUAAUUGUUUAUAAAAAUAUUUUCAUACAUACAGUUGUAUAAACAUUUCCCUUUGAAUCCCUUUUAACUCAAUGACUGCAAUGAUUAACUUAUACAAUUUAUUUAAUAGUGAAUCAUAUGUAAACAUUCUUAGAGGAAAAAAUGAAUAAUUGCAUAUGUUAAAAUACAAAAUAUUAGCUUGGGGAGAUAACAUUGUGCUUUCAUUUAUUUUCUUUAGAACUGCUUCUCCAAAAUAAUUGAAACUUUGAAAUGGUGUGACUUUGUUAUUCCUCCAAUCUGAUUUUGAUGACAUUUCAGUAUUAUGAUUACCGGUAUGUUAAUUUGUCUGAUUUUAUAAAUUGAGUCUUAAGAAAUAUGACCAAAAAAAAGGCAGCAAGCUUUCAAUACCAAGGUAUUCCAAUUAUCCCAUGCUGAAAAUUUAAUGAUUUUGAACAGAUUAUUUUGUUCAAAUCAUAUAAUUUUCAGCCUAGAGUACCCCAGUAUUAAGAAGUAAUUUGUUUAUGAAAAGGAGUAAAAAGAGUAGACUUUACUGAGGGCUGAGAAAGUGUUUUUUG